This is a messenger RNA of Dicrocoelium dendriticum, 255 nucleotides long. Lineage: Eukaryota; Metazoa; Platyhelminthes; Trematoda; Plagiorchiida; Dicrocoeliidae. The record is from the annotation of a GenBank genome assembly.
AUGCCGUUUGCAAGCGACGGAUUGCAUUUCGUUUUCUUCGACCUAUUUCUGACAAUUAUCAGAACCACAACAGUUGUACUUAAUCAAGCCUGGACUUCGUUCUCGUCACAGCAAUUGCUUUUUUGUUAUUUGUUUGUCUGUCUCUUGUGCGCUAUUAAAAUCCUGUGUGACGAUCCACGUCAUUCUGACAUUGCACGGCUUACUGCUGCUCCCCCAGCUUUUUGUCACCACUUCCGCUUAAAUUUCCGGCACUUU